AUGGGACCUGGGGACGGGAGCCUGGACCUGCGUACCCCGGGCACCCCCCGCAUGCGUAUGGGCACUACCCGGGCCACCAGCACCCCGGGUACCACUACCAACAGCCACAUUACCACGGCCCAGACCCGGCAUACGGAGUCGUACAACGCAGCCUACGUGGAGCGCGCCUUCACCGCCACCCCGGCCAAGGCCCGGCCCCGGCUCCAGCUGGCCCUGAAGAGCAUCAUCGCGGAAGCCCAGGCGCAGGGUGAGCUCUGGAGGCGGGACUGGGACACCCUGCCCCUCCCCGACAUGCAGCACAGCGCCGAGGAUGCCGCGGUCCUGGUCAGAGAGACGGCGGCCUUCGCCCCCCAGCCAAACGUGGGUCACGAGCGGCGCCAGCGUUUCCUGGCCUCCCUGGACCGCGCCAACACCCAGGAGGAGCUGGACUGGGACGCCUUUGCCGUCAAGGGCACCUGCACGCGGCUGGAGAAGAGCUACUUCCGGCUCACCUCCGCGCCGGACCCGGCCACGGUGCGCUCGGAGCCGGUGCUCCGUGCAGCCCUGGACCAGCUGGUCGCCCGCAUCGCGUCGGGUCAGGCCGCCUACUUCUACGCGCUGGACCAGUUCAAGGGCCUGCGCCAGGACUGCACCGUGCAGCACCUGCGCAACGGCCUGGCGCGGCAGGUGUACGAGGCACACGCCCGCGCCGCGCUGGAGUACGGCGACGUGGCCGAGUACAACCAGUGCCAGGGCCAGCUGGCGAUGCUGGACGCGGCGGAUGCUGCUGCGGCAUACGUCGGCGAGCACGAGGCUCAGGACGAGGAACGCGGGCUCGCCAGCUGCCUGGCAUGGCUGGAGGAGUGUGGGGCGGUGACGGGCGUGGACGUGGAAGGGGCCGUCUUCCUCGACUGCAAGGCCAGCUCCGGGCGUCUGGCACGCCCGGCCGACAAGGAGGCCGUGGCGCACGGCGAUGCCAACCUGGACAUUGGGGAUUUCAUGAAGGGCAUGGGCAUGUAG
Messenger RNA from Auxenochlorella protothecoides, 999 nucleotides. RefSeq names its product THP3-like protein C2A9.11c. NCBI's taxonomy places the organism in Eukaryota, Viridiplantae, Chlorophyta, Trebouxiophyceae, Chlorellales, Chlorellaceae. The record is from RefSeq and is a predicted model, not a curated record. The transcript has 8 exons. The coding region runs from base 1 to 999 and encodes 332 amino acids. Gene Ontology annotation, cellular component: nucleus.